Molecule: messenger RNA, 7701 nt
Organism: Dermatophagoides farinae (American house dust mite)
Lineage: Eukaryota; Metazoa; Arthropoda; Arachnida; Sarcoptiformes; Pyroglyphidae
Gene: beta-Spec
Product: spectrin beta chain
Cellular component (GO): spectrin
Molecular function (GO): phospholipid binding; structural constituent of cytoskeleton; actin binding
Source: RefSeq, a predicted model, not a curated record
GACUUUGUAAUAAUAAUAAUAAUAAACACCUUUAUUAUAAGCAACAAUUUUACAUCUGAUUUGUGUUCUUGUUUUGUUUUUGAAUUUAAUGCAUAUAUUUUUUCCCCUGAUUUAAGUACAACGAAAAAUUCACACAGAAUUCAUUGCAGCUAAAUAAAGUGUUUUUUUAAGUGAAAUUUGUGGCAGCUGAUUGUCUGAUGAUCAUCAAGUGUGUGUGUGUGUGUCUGUGUUUGAUAAUACAAAAUGACGACCGAUAUUUCUGCUCAUUAUGAUCCAAUCACACAUACAGAUAUACUUAUCGAUGAAUAUGAUGGCGGUAAUAGUUCAUCGAGACUUUUUGAACGUGCCCGUAUCAAGGCAUUGGCAGAGGAACGUGAAUUGGUACAAAAGAAAACAUUUACCAAAUGGGUCAAUUCUCAUUUAGCACGUGCCAAUAUCCGUAUCAAUGAUCUUUAUACCGAUCUAAGAGAUGGAAAAAAUCUCAUCAAAUUAUUGGAAAUAUUAUCCGGCGAACGUUUGCAACGGCCAACGAAAGGCAAAAUGCGUAUCCAUUGUUUGGAAAAUGUGGAUAAAGCAUUGCAAUUCUUGUUGAAAGAACAACGUGUUCAUUUUGAAAAUCUUGGCUCACACGAUAUUGUUGAUGGUAAUCCACGUUUAACAUUGGGUUUAAUUUGGACCAUUAUAUUACGAUUUCAAAUUCAAGAUAUCACUAUUGAAGAAGUGGAUAAUCAGGAAACAAAAUCAGCCAAAGAUGCCCUAUUGUUAUGGUGUCAAAUGAAAACAGCCGGUUAUCAUAGUGUUAAUGUACGUAAUUUUACAACAUCAUGGAAAGAUGGCCUAGCAUUCAAUGCAUUGAUACAUAAACAUCGUCCUGAUUUGAUUAAUUAUGAAAAAUUAUCUAAAGCAAAUCCGGUACAAAAUCUUAAUAACGCAUUCAAUGUGGCCGAAGAUAAACUUGGUUUAGUGAAAUUAUUGGAUGCUGAAGAUGUUUAUACGGAUAAUCCGGAUGAAAAAUCCAUCAUUACAUAUGUGGUCACAUAUUAUCAUUAUUUCUCCAAAUGGAAAGCAGACACCGUACAGGGACGAAGAAUCGGUAAAGUUAUUGGUCAAACAAUGGAAACAGAAAAAAUGAUUGCUGAUUAUGAACGAUUGACAAGUGACUUACUUAAAUGGAUUGAAAUGAAAAUCGAUACAUUAUCCGAUAGACAAUUUGCUAAUUCAUUGACCGGUGUACAAAAUGAUCUGCAACAAUUUAACAAUUAUCGUACGAUUGAAAAACCACCAAAAUUCGAUGAAAAAGGUAAUCUGGAAAUUUUGUUGUUCACAUUGCAAAGUCAAAUGCGUGCAAAUAAUCAAAAACCGUAUACACCACGUGAGGGUAAAAUGAUUUCCGAUAUAAAUAAAGCAUGGGAACAUUUGGAAAAAGCUGAACAUGAACGUGAACUUGCGUUACGUGAAGAAUUGAUACGACAAGAAAAAUUGGAACAAUUAGCCGCUCGGUUUGAUCGUAAAGCUGGUAUGCGUGAAACAUGGUUGAAUGAAAAUCAACGUCUUGUUUUGCAUGAAAAUUUCGGCAAUGAUUUAUCAGCUGUUGAAGCUGCAGCUAAAAAACAUGAAGCAAUCGAAACAGAUAUAUCUGCCUAUCAAGAACGUGUUCAAGCCGUCGUUCAGGUUGCAUUGGAACUUGAAUCGGAAAAUUAUCAUGCCAUUAAUCGAAUCAAUACACGUAAAGAUAAUGUUCUACGAUUAUGGACUUAUCUACAGGAAUUGUUGAAAAAUCGUCGUACACGUCUGGAAAUGUGUUUGAAUCUGCAGAAAGCAUUGCAAGAAGUGAAUUAUAUUCAAGAUUCAAUCAACGAAAUUAAAGGCCGCUUACUCACAGAUGAUUAUGGUAAACAUCUGAUGAGCGUCGAAGAUUUGAUACAGAAACAUACUUUGAUAGAAGCCGAUAUUAAUGUACUCAGCGAACGAGUCAAAACGGUGGCACAGAAUCUGAAACAGAUUCGUGAUGAAGAAGGACCAGAUGGAUUUAAACCAUGUGAUCCACAGCUUAUUGAUGAUCGUCUGGAAGAAUUAGAAGCAGCAUUCACUGAAUUAUAUCAAUUGGCCGAUACUAGACGACGUAAAUUGGAAGAAUCGAAAAAAUUAUGUCAAUAUUAUUGGGAUAUGGCCGAAGAAGAAGCAUGGAUCAAAGAAAAAGAACAGAUCCUAUCAUCGAAUGAAAUUGGACAUGAUGUUACAACGAAUCAAUUGUUGAUUAGUAAAAAUCGUGCACUUGAAGAUGAAAUUGCUGCACAUUAUCAACAACUACAGAAUGCCGUGAAUGCAUGGUAUGAUUUCGCCAAUAGUGGUCAUUAUGGUGCCGAUGAUAUUAAACGUCGUACGGAUGAAAUUCUAGCAUCUUGGGAUAAUCUCAAAGAAUUGCAAGCUUUACGUAAUAUCGCACUACGUGAAGGUAAUGAUUAUCAUCAAUUUUUCACCGAUGCUGAUGAUGUUGAAGCAUGGAUGUUGGAUUUCUCGCGUUUGGUUUCGAGUAAAGAUGUUGGCAUCGAUGAGGCUAGUGGACAAUCAUUAUUGAAAAAACAUAAUGAUUGUGGUGAAGAAUUGAAAAAUUAUUAUGGCACUAUUAUGGCAUUGAAACAACAAGCGGAUAGUUUAGGUGAUAAUUAUCGUAAUCGGCCAGAGAUUGUAAAUCGUAUCGAUAAAAUUGAUCGAAUGUAUGGUGAUUUGAAUGAUGCCGCUGAACGUAGACGACAAAUGCUUACCGAUGCUAUUGAUAUGUAUCGAUUGAUGAGCGAAUCAGAUGGAGUAGAACAAUGGAUGGUUGAGAAGGAAAAAAUGCUUGACUCAAUGGUGCCAAGUCGUGAUAUGGAAGAUAUUGAAGUAAUGAAACAUCGUUUCGAUACAUUUGAACAAGAAAUGAAUGCCAAUGAACCACGUAUGGAUUAUGUUAAUCGUUUGGCCGAACAAUUACAUCAAGCUGGACAUCCGAAUGCUCGGGAUAUUGCUGACCGUAAUAAUCGUGUAAACAAUAGAUGGAAAAAACUUAAAAACAAUGCCGACCGUAAAAAAGAUGAUAUCGAUGCAUCACAUGGUGUACAAACGUUCCAUAUUGAAUGUCGUGAAACUAUUUCUUGGAUUGAAGAAAAAACCAAAUUACUUCAAUCUACUGAAGAAUUGGGUAAUGAUUUAGCCGGCAUAAUGACAUUACAACGACGAUUAAGUGGCAUGGAACGUGAUCUAGCUGCCAUUUGUUCACAGAUUGAUAAUCUUGAAAAUGAAGCCCAGAAAAUUGAAGAUCAACAUCCAGAAGAAGCGGAAGAAAUUCGUGAACGUAUUACACAGAUUUCGGCUGUAUUUGAACAAUUAAAUCAAUUGAUUAAACAACGUGAUGCCAAAUUGGAAGAAGCUGGUGAUCUACAUCGUUUCUUACGAGAUUUAGAUCAUUUUCAGACAUGGCUCAAGAAUACACAGACAGCUGUAGCAUCGGAAGAUACGCCGAAUAAUUUGAUUGAAGCAGAAAAACUUCUUAAUCAACAUCAACAAAUCAAAGAAGAAAUUGAUAAUUAUGCACCUGAAUUCAAAAACAUCAUGGAUUAUGGUGACAAACUGACGCAAGGACAAACUGAUCAUCAACAUAUGUUUCUACGUGAACGUCUUAAAGCAUUGCGUGAUGGUUGGGAUGAAUUGCAUAAAAUGUGGGAUAAUCGACAAAAAUUAUUAUCUGAAAGUUUGAAUUCACAGUUAUUUUUACGUGAUUCAAAACAGGUUGAAGUUUUACUUAAUCAACAAGAACAUUAUCUUGGCAAAGAUGAAACACCAGCUAACCUGGAACAAGCAGAAGAAAUGUUGAAAAGACAUGAAUCAUUUAUGAAUACAUUGGAUGCAAACGAAGAACGUGUACGUAAUGUAUUGCUGUUCGCAAAACGUUUAACAGAUGAAAAUCAUUUUGAUUCGGAUAAAAUCCAAAAGAAAGCGGCUAAUAUUGAACAAAGAUUUGUUAAUAAUCGUGAAAAAUCAAAAGAAUUGUGGCAAAAAUUACAAGAUAUGUAUAAAUUACAACAAUUCCUACAGAAUUGUGAUGAACUAAAUGAAUGGAUCCAAGAAAAAUACAUUAUUGCCCAAGAUGAAACUUAUCGUAGUGCAAAAACCAUCCAUAGUAAAUGGACAAGACAUCAAGCAUUCGAAGCGGAAAUCGCCGCAAAUAAAGAUCGUUUAUAUCAAAUACAGAAACAAGCACAAGAUCUGUUGGGUGAUAAACCUGAAAUGAAAAAAAUGAUUGAUCAAAAAUUGAAUGAUCUUGAUCAACAAUUCGAUACAUUGGAAACGACAACAAAUGACAAGGGACAAAAAUUAUUCGAUGCUAAACGUCCAGUGUUGUAUGAACAAACUUGUGAUGAUAUUGAUUCAUGGUUAACGGAUAUUGAAAAUCAAGUGUUGGCUGCAGAAACUGGACAAGAUUUAACCAGUGUAAAUCUAAGCCUACAGAAACAACAAAUGAUUGAAAAUCAAUUAGCUGUAAAGGCUAAACAAGUUAAUGAACUGGAAUCACAAGUAAUGGCAUUGAAAAAGAUUGAUCCAGCAAAAACGGAUGAAUUGAAAGCAAAAAAAUCCUAUGUGGAAGAGAAAUUUAAUCGUUUACAGCAACCAUUACAGGAUCGUAAACAACAAUUAUUGAAAAAGAAAGAAGCCUAUCAAUUUAGACGUGAUGUUGAAGAUGAAAAGAUGUGGAUCCAAGAAAAAUUACCAUUGGCACGCAGCACUGAUUAUGGUAACAGUUUGUUCAGUGUACAGAUGUUGAUCAAAAAGAAUCAAUCAUUGCGUACAGAAAUCGAUAAUCAUGAACCAAGAAUAUUGAAUAUAAUUGAAAAUGGCCGUAAACUAAUCGGAGAAGGACAUGAAGAUUCACCUGAAUUUGCACGUCUAAUUGAUGAAUUGAAUAAAUUAUGGGAUGAAUUGAAAAAUACAAUGGAUGUACGUAAGAAUAAACUAUUGGAAUCUGAACUGGCACAACAAUAUUAUUUUGAUGCAUCUGAAGCUGAAUCAUGGAUGAGUGAACAAGAACUGUAUAUGAUGGUCGAAGAUCGUGGUAAAGAUGAAUUCACUACACAGAAUUUGAUCAAGAAACAUGAAUCAUUGGAAAACGCUGUUGAUGAUUAUGCAGCAACCAUUAAACAGCUGGGUGAAACAGCAAUGCAAUUGAUUAAAUCUGGCCAUCCAGAAAGUGAUCAAAUUGCUAUCCGUCAAUCGCAGGUGGAAAAAUUAUAUGCUGGCCUUAAAGAUUUGGCACAAGAACGACGAUCUAAAUUGGAAGAAUCGCUACGAUUCUGUGGCCUGAAACGUGAAUUUGAUGAUCUUCUUCAAUGGAUUAAUGAAAAAGAAGUGGUGGCUGGUUCACAUGAAUUGGGUCAAGAUUUUGAUCAGGUUACAAUGUUACGUGAACGAUUCAAUCAAUUUGCACGUGAAACCGAAAAUAUCGGCAAUGAACGUAUUGAUGAAGCAAAUGAAAAUGCCGAUAAUUUAAUAAAUUCUGGACAUGUUGAUGGCGCUGUCAUUGCGGAAUUGAAAGAUAAUCUAAAUGAUUCUUAUGCUGAAUUAUUGGAACUGAUGGAAACACGUAAACAAAUGCUGUUGAGUUCAUGGGAAUUGCAUAAAUUCUUUCAUGAUUGUAAAGAUAUUUUGGGACGAAUAUCCGAGAAAUCAAAUUCAAUGUCCGAUGAAUUGGGUCGUGAUGCUGUAUCGGUUUCGAAUCUAUUACGAAAACAUCAAAAUUUCGAACAUGAUUUACAAACACUUAAAUCAGCUGUUCAUCAGAUAACGGAUGAAUCGAAAAAAUUACAAGUUCUUUAUGCUGGUGAUCGUGCCAAUGAAAUUAUUGCACGUGAACAAGAAGUAGUGAAUGCAUGGAAUAAAAUGCUUACGGAUUGUGAUUUAAGACGACAUAAACUGGAAGAUACUGGUGAUUUAUUCAAAUUCUUCAAUAUGGUUCGUGAUCUGAUAUUGUGGAUGGACGAUAUUGUCCGACAGAUGAAUUCAAGCGACAAACCACGUGAUGUAUCCGGCGUAGAGCUAUUGAUGAAUAAUCAUCAAAGUUUGAAAUCAGAAAUUGAUGCCAGAAACGAUAAUUUUACCAAUUGUUUCAAUUUGGGUAAUGAAUUAUUGAGCCGUAAUCAUUAUGCAUCGAAAGAAAUUAGUGAAAAAUUGAAUACAUUACAAAAUCAACGUAGCGCAUUGAAAAAUCGUUGGGAAGAACGUUGGGAUCAUUUACAAUUAAUAUUGGAAGUAUAUCAAUUCGCCAGAGAUGCAGCCGUUGCUGAAGCAUGGCUCAUUGCACAAGAACCAUAUCUAUUGAGUCAAGAAUUGGGCCAUACAAUCGAUGAAGUGGAACAAUUGAUCAAGAAACAUGAAGCAUUCGAAAAAUCAGCAUUCGCACAAGAAGAACGUUUCGUUGCAUUGGAACGAUUAACAACGUUUGAAUUACGAGAAUAUCAGAAACAAGAAGAAAAAGAACGUAAAAUGAAAGAGAAACCAUCAGCAACGGCUAUGGCUGAAAAAGUUUCUACAGCAGCUAAACAACAACCAAUGGCUGAAAUGAUCGAUACUGGUGCUGUGGCCACAAAACCGGAAUCACCAAAAGGUGCAAGAGCAGAAGGAGAAGGUCGUGAUGAAAAAUCUGAAGCUGAUUCCGAUGACAUCAUUAUGGAAGGAUUUGUAAAUCGUAAACAUGAAUGGGAAAGUACAACGAAACGAUCAUCGAAUAGAUCUUGGGAUAAAGUUUUUGUUGUCUUGAAAAAAAGUCAACUUUUAUUCUAUAAAGAUCAAAAACAUUCGAAAAAUGAACCGGAAAAAUAUUAUAAAGGUGAACCAGCCAUACAAUUGGAUGAUGUACAGGUGGAAAUUGCAUCAAAUUAUACGAAAAAGAAACACGUUUUCCGUUUGAAAUUAUCGAAUGGUGCCGAAUAUCUAUUCCAAGCUAAAGAUGAUGGUGAAAUGGAAUGUUGGUUAAAUACGAUAAAUUCCACUAUACGCAGUCAACAACAGCCAUCACCAGGACCAUCACGAUCACAAACAAUGCCAGCAAAAGGUGCUAUUGAUCCAACGAAAAUGAAAGAAUCUGAAGCUUCUCGUAAAGCUGGUGCCGCCACCAGUACCGGUGGUGGUGGUGGUGGACUUUUUACAUUGAAAAAGAAAUAAUCGAAAAUAACAUCACAUCAUCAUACAUUUUAAAAUUCAUUGAUCAACGAAUAUUUUUGCUGUCCUGAUUCUGCUGCCCCCUUCUCUUAUUAUUUGCAUACACACAGACAUUCGAGCAACUAUUAUUAUUUUUUUUGAAUUAUGAAUUCAGAUCUAUUGAUAUUUUAGUCACAUUAUCCACAUAUACAAAGAUAAACAAACAUCAAUUCUUUUAGAUGGAUGUAGAAAUCAUCAGCUAUUUUUAUUAUUACUUUUUUUUUUGGUAGCUAAAAUUCUCAUUAUGUAUCUCUGCGAUGUUUUUUUUUCACUUAUUUCGUACGAAGGUAGCUGGAUGUCCAACCACACAUAAUUUGUCAAUCUCAUUACUACACACACACAAACAUAAACCCAUCACCAACAACUGAAGAAAAAAAAAUCACCCAUUUUCUCGAAUAUUAACACCACUGCCUAUGAUGACGGAAAUUCUUCUCCAUUUUUUUUAGUCUCAAAAAAACUUGAUAAUCGUCA